Orbicella faveolata is the source of this 3316-nucleotide messenger RNA. RefSeq lists its product as uncharacterized. Lineage: Eukaryota; Metazoa; Cnidaria; Anthozoa; Scleractinia; Merulinidae. The record is from RefSeq and is a predicted model, not a curated record. Gene Ontology annotation, biological process: polyamine catabolic process. Gene Ontology annotation, molecular function: oxidoreductase activity.
AGUUACAGUUUCGUGUCCUCUGACUAGUACAGUACAGUGAUAGUGCAAAAUAAUAUUCAGCUUGGUAAUUUCAAACAAGUUGAGUACAACUUUCCGCGUUUUAUGGUACACUAGAUAAUUAGGAAGGAUCGUAAUUUAUCACCAAACCACUUAAUUAUCAUAUUGGCUUGCGAGCAUUCUUUUCAACAAUAAGACGCAAGCGGCCAGUGGAGCUUGCAUUGACAUAAACUUGCAAAGUUAUGCUUCGCACUUGUUGCACUCCUUGACCUGGAACUAAUAGCUUGGCUUAUCCUUUAAGAAGAGACGAACUGAGCACUCGCACGAUGCAUUCGUUGUGUCUACAAAUCAAUUCGACUGUGAAGCUGGAAUCUUAUCUGUUUGAUUAAAUCGCGUAAUAAUAACGAGAUGACACAAAGUUCUGUUGCCAAUUAAUCUUAGUGAGAAAUCCCGGCGAGAAACAAAGUUUGAAGAAUAAUACCCCCCGUCAUAUAAACAUUACGGUGAAUAAGUCAUGACAGCUUAAUGUUUUUAGUUCCAGUACAGUUGUUGGGCUAAUUAUUUCAUGUACGGCACUUUAAUGAAUACAAUUGUACUGUAUAAAUUGUACAAAUUCUGACAAGCUAUGUGCAAUAAAGGGGGAAAGCAGCUCUUAAGUGCUGUCAUUUUCCAAAUGACGAUACUUGCAUAUUACUUAUCAUUACUAUUGGUGAAUUUUCAAAUAAGGAGCUAAAUAGUCACUCGAGAGCGCAGUUCGUGAUCAAAAACAAUUAGUUACUUUUUCGUACAUUAGUAACAUAGUCACGCGAUCCCGUAUAUUGGCUAUAUGAAGUAUGUGCGGCGGCAUAGGGUAUGGUUUCUUCCCAAAUCUAUCCAAAAUUUACGGGAGUACCCCCCUCCCUGGGAUAAAAUGAUAUCUUUCAGGUAUCAAAUGAAGCUUCAGCUACGCUUGGAAUGAUAUAGUUUAAGCAUUUGAUUUAACAUGGGAGUUCCUCUAAGGUAGUAUUUUAAUUAACGUCUAAGUCACUAAUCUGAGCAACACGAUGAUAUGACAGGGCAACAACAAAAAGGCAAUUACAUAAAACAAUUCACAUUAGCUUCGGGCUUUUGAGCUGAUGAGCAUUUACGUUAAAAAAAAAAAAAAAACACUCGCGCCACCAUCGAUCGCGACUCGUUCGCAUUCGUUUUCCUGCGCUUUGUGUAGGCUACAUGUAUUUUCUCUGAGUUUUAAUUGGUUCACUGGGGUGUCGGCGUAAUUGAUGAUAUAUCUGUGACUGGCCGCGGAGCGAUUACUCUUGGGUUUAGUUCUACGAUAUUGAAUACUGCUCUAUCAUUCACAGAAUGAAUACUACGACAAGGGUCGUCCUGAUGCUGUUUUUGCUGUUGAUGGUGGAAAGAUCUUCAUCUUCACCUGUGAAGGUUAACAAAACCAAAGUCCUCAUCCUUGGCGCUGGACUCGCGGGAAUCAAAGCAGCGAAAACACUGCUGGACAAAGGCAUCACUGACUUUCUGAUCCUUGAUGGAAAGAAUUACACUGGAGGCAGAAUACAUGCUGUGCCAUUUAUGGGUUUGAAUAUCGAGGCAGGGGCGAACUGGGUUCAUUUCACAGAUGAAGAGUUCACAGCCCCACUUGUGAAGCUGAAAGAUGCCAAAAAGAUGAAUGGCAUUCGUUGUAAUUACUCCGACUUUGUUGUGAGGGACGAAGAAGGCAAUGAUAUCACUGAUUUAUCAGUUUCCAAGGAUUAUCAUGACAAAGUAGAAGGACGUGUUGAACAAUACUUGGAGACAAGGAAGGAGAAAGGGUCUCCAGAUAUUCCAGCUCGUGUUGGUCUUCAGUUGAUGGGGUGGAAAUCCGGAAAACAAUCCAUCAGAAAAGUAGUAGAGUACUUCAACUUUGAUUUUGAGUACGCAAAGCGUCCAGAACUGGUGUCUUUUUACCAGGUGUUUGAACGUGGAGAAGACUUUUUUGUUACCGACCGGCGAGGGGUUUGGUUCAUGUAUGAAGAUCUCUACAAACCUUUGACCAACCGAAUUCUAUUGGGCAAAACCGUGACAGAAAUCAAGUAUUCUGACACAUCAGUUGAAGUUACCACAUCCGAUGGAGACAAAUUUGCCGCAGAUUACGCCCUGUGCACGUUCAGUACUGGAGUGCUGGCCAGCGACAUGGUGACUUUUAACCCACCCCUCCCUGAAUGGAAAAGGGAAGUGAUCUUUAAAAACCCGAUGUCGGUAUACACGAAAAUCUUCCUGAAAUUUCCAAGCAAGUUCUGGGACGAUCACGAAUAUAUCCUGUAUGCCUCUAAAGAGCGAGGUCGUUUCCCUGUAUUCCAAGACUUGGAAAGACCAGGCAUUUUACCAAAUGGCAGCAACAUUUUAUUGGUCACUGUAACGGAGGACGAAGGGAGAAGGAUUGAACAACAAGCAUACAACGAAACCAAAGCAGAGGUCGCGAAAAUGUUGAGGUCAAUUUACGGACAGGGCAUUCCUGAUGCAACAGCGAUUUACUAUUACCGCUGGUCACAGGACCCGUUUACCCAAGGCUCAUAUUCAGAACCUGUUGUGGGCUUUACUUCCGAGGAUUUUAACAAGCUUGGACAGAACCUGGGGCGACUCUACUUUGCUGGCGAAGCGACGAGCAAGGAGUGGUAUGGUUACAUGCAAGGAGCCUACUUGACUGGAGAAGAGAAAGGGAAAUUGAUCGCGUGUCAAAUUCUCCCAAAUGAGAGUGAAUGUAAAGCUCCAGAGAAGAAAAAGCCGAAGAGUGAAGCAACGUUUGCAGCGAGAUCUGCAGCUGGAGUUUUGGUGUUUUCUUUUUUGUGUUCACUUUUGUGGAUGUAAACUGUAGUUUAACAAGACUGUUCGUUUAAGAGACGUUUUUUUGUAGUAACCUACAGAAAUAUCGUUCAUCCGUAGAGUUAGAUUGAAGUUAACUGAUAGGUUUUAUCCAUCAAUACUUUUGUCAGGUAUAAGCCUUCUGAAACUCAUUGUUAUUACAAAUGUUAACCUAAAAAGCAAAGCUCAAUAGAGAUAACCAUUACUCGUUUUUCGUUGCCUGCGCACUCGUUUGAAAUGAUUGUUUUAGCGUCUUGUGUUAUAGUGUGCCAGUAUCGACCAUCGAACUACAAGUCCUUUUUAGCGGUUUUUGAUUUUCCUUUCAAAAAUGUCGAUCACAUCAUCGGAAGGCAAGCUAGCGUUUGGUUAUUUUCGGUUGCUAUUUCUGCUCUAGUUUAGGCCUAGACUAACUCUUAAGAGUUUAAAGAGGGUGGUAAAGGGGGGAUACAGAUCACGUUUCAUGGAAAAUAAAGCAGUCCGUUCACAA